UUUUCGUCCCCCUUCCUCUUCCUUGAAUCCUGAACAACACGUCAAAUAUACCACCAUCGCCUCAUUCAUCUUCCAUUCACACCACAUUCUAAAUACACAUCUCCUUAUCUCUUUUAAGUGCACUUCAAAAAAAUGGUUAAAGCAAUCUCUGCACUUCUGGCCCUCUCAGCCUCUCUCUCCGUUGUCUUUGGCCACGCCGCUGGCCACAAACACCUUAGCGUGCUCGAAAAGCGUGGCACCAGCGCCCCCGAGCCCAGCCCAUGCAGCUCCACGUAUGUGCAGGUCGCAAAUGGUUCCUGGCCUGUUUUGGAUUGCAUUCCCUUUGUGCAGGAUCCUCAAGUCCAGACUUGGCUCAAGCUGGUAGAUUUUACAAAGACGCCUGUCUACCCUCUUUCGAAUGACGGCCUUUGCCCGACUGAUUUGACAACCAUCCCUACGGCUCAGUGCUGGUGGACUUGUCAGAAGUGCACCGCCCCUGCUGAUGUUACCUUUUGCCCCAAGACCAACACCUGGGGUCUCACCUACGAUGACGGCCCAUCUCCCGAUUCCCCUCGUCUUUACGACUACCUUGCGGCCCACAACCAAAAGGCCACACUCUUCAUCGUCGGCUCCCGUGCGGUCAGCUACCCCGCGACCUUGCAGCGCGCUUACAAGGAGGGUCACCAGAUCGCUAUUCACACCUGGUCCCAUCCUUCGAUGACUAGCUUGUCGAACGAGCAGGUCGUUGCAGAGCUCAAGUGGACGGAGAAGGCCAUUUUCAGCAUAAUUGGUGUCACUCCUCUAUACUGGCGUCCUCCUUAUGGUGAUGUCGAUAACCGUGUUCGCGACAUUGCUACCCAACUUGGUUACAAGACCUCGAUCUGGACCGAUGGUUUUGAUACCAACGACUGGAACAUUCCCGGCGGAACGGCUACUCCACAGUCUGUCAUUGCUACCUUCCAGACCUGGCUUGCCAAGAUCCCAACUAUGAGCACCGGUUUCAUCGUACUUGAGCAUGACCUGUUCCCUCAAGAGGUCAACGUCUCGAUUACUGGCAUCUUGCCCUUGGCCUAUGCCGACAAGUCUUUGAUCAUCGAACCCAUCGCCAAAUGCGUCGGCGAUGCCAAGCCCUACAAGGAAGGUGCCGGCACUUUCGUCCUCGGUGGUUCUGCCAGCAACACCACCGCUACUGUCUCUGGCUCCAGCGGCAGCAGCGGCACUACGACUGGCUCCAGUGGCGCUAGCAGCGGUCCAACCGUCGUUGCGAAACCCAGUAGUGCUCUCAACAAUGCUGUUGCUAACAGUGGUCUCUUGAUCGCCGGAUCUUCGGCUCUCAUGGCCAUCCUUACUAGCGUUUUUUAAAGUUUUUUUCACAUGCAUUAAAAAAAGGAUAAUUCUGUUUGACAAUCUUGAAAUCCUCGAAAAAAAUCCAUGUAAAAUAUUUUAGUGCAUUGGCUCAAAACUGAGCGUAAGCCUUUGGUCCGAUUUUCAGGGUAAACGAGCUGCACGGAUUUCCGCACGGGUAAUCUCUUUGACAACCCGGGUUGAUUGGCAGUCUUACUUUACAACCCCUGCAGGAAGUCCAUGGAAAACACUUGAUGUAUUUGCCGAAGUUAAAGGCAACCUGAGCGUAAAUAACACACCCUCUCGUGAAUCAGCCGCCGUGUGAACACAGGAAAGGUUUCUAAGUGCUUAAGCACCUGACACCCCAUUAUCGCUGCACUGCGUCGCCCAG
Messenger RNA from Gamsiella multidivaricata, 1714 nucleotides. RefSeq lists its product as uncharacterized. Gene Ontology annotation, biological process: carbohydrate metabolic process. The record is from RefSeq and is a predicted model, not a curated record. Gene Ontology annotation, molecular function: chitin deacetylase activity. Lineage: Eukaryota; Fungi; Mortierellomycota; Mortierellomycetes; Mortierellales; Mortierellaceae. Gene Ontology annotation, cellular component: membrane. The coding region runs from base 133 to 1341 and encodes 402 amino acids. The transcript has 5 exons.